Messenger RNA from Chenopodium quinoa (quinoa), 1209 nucleotides. RefSeq names its product ubiquitin-like. NCBI's taxonomy places the organism in Eukaryota, Viridiplantae, Streptophyta, Magnoliopsida, Caryophyllales, Amaranthaceae. Gene Ontology annotation, molecular function: structural constituent of ribosome; protein tag activity; ubiquitin protein ligase binding. Bases 571 to 999 code for a protein of 142 amino acids. The transcript is spliced from 5 exons. Gene Ontology annotation, biological process: protein ubiquitination; translation; modification-dependent protein catabolic process. Gene Ontology annotation, cellular component: ribosome; cytoplasm; nucleus. The record is from RefSeq and is a predicted model, not a curated record.
CCAAAAGCCAAGCCGUGCCGUGCCGUGCCAAGCCCAAGCAAUGUAAAUGGCAUGCAAAUCGACUCGUCUCCGAACACAUUUGUCCAUUUACCUAUUUUUACCACCCCUGAAACAUCACCAAAUACAUGAUUUUUUUUUUUUUUGAAAAAAAAAUAAAAAACAUCACCAAAUACAUGAAUUUUAAUACCACAUAAUUCAUUUUUAGAAAAUUGCUUUCAAAAAAUAAUUUUACUACAAGUAUAUGAGAUUAUGGUUAAUGUAAAAGACCACAAUACCCUUACAAAACCAAAAAAUAACUUGAUAGAAAUAUAAAAAAAAAAAAAAUGGGGGGAAAUUACAAAAACAAAUGACUUGGGGAGAGGUUUUACCUCAUUUUAUUUUCCACAUUUAAAUUUUUAUUUCAUCAGCCAAUCAACAAAAAUUUUGGACAGGUGUCAACGUGUCAUUACCCCUCCUUUCAUCCAGAAAGGCAAAAACCUAGGGAUCUUCACUAUAAAUACAGUACAACCCAUUUAUCACUCCCUCUAAAACUCACAGUUUCCAUAAUUUCACUACAAAGUUUCUUCAAAAAUGCAGAUAUUUGCGAAAACACUCACUGGUAAUACUACCACCCUUGAGGUCGAACCCAGCGACUCCAUUACCACUCUCAAGUCCAAGAUCCACCUUAAACAAGGAAUAAUUCCAGAGCAGCAGCGCCUGAUUUUCGGUGGGAAACAGCUUCAAGAUGACCGUACUAUUGCUGACUACAACAUUCUCAAAGAAUCAACACUUCACUUGCUGCUGAGGUUGAGGGGAGGAGGCUACGGAAACUUCCACAAAUUCAACCCGAGUAUGGUGGUGUUGGCUCGUCAGUAUAAUCAAGACAAGAAGAUUUGCCGCAAGUGCUAUGCUCGUCUGCCAUUGAGGGCUACAAACUGUCGCAAGAAGAAGUGUGGACACUCCAAUGAGCUGAGGGCUAAGAAGGUUUUCUUAGCAAAGGGAGCCAAUCGGGUCACUUGAAUGAAGAAGGGCAAUGGUUGCUGCGACUUUGGUUGAGUUUUUAGCAUAAUAGUAAUGAAGUUUUACUAGAGGACACUACUACUAAUACUCUGGUUUAAACCUAAUUUCUGUAGAAGUAUGAAAACUGUUUUAGUUUUGGUGAAGUUUAUGGCAUCAAACAUUAUAAUAUCAUGUUGCUAUAUCAAUACUACUACUAUUAUGGUUUAAUUA